GUGGGCUUAGGCGAGCAGGAGAACCCAGUGUAAUUCAGCCAGGCGUUCUGAUAGCUCCUGAUAGCAGCCGCGUCGGCUGCUCGAUUCUCGCGCUUCGGCUUUGAGUCCUUCCAAGGAGCUUGAGCUUACAGAAGAGGGCCAAAGUUAAGGGGAGCCAAGGAACGCGCUGUUGGGACAGGUGGUUGUGAUAGAUUCGAGACUCGUUUGAUCGGCCAAUUUACGGCAGCAAGCAGCGCGCAAAACAUGACGCCCACACCGCCCUCAGCCACGGCCUUGACCACCAGCCGGUCACCCGAAGAGCAGUUCCGGGUGGUGCGCAAGAGGAACAGAGUACCUCUCAGCUGUUACCCUUGUCGAACAAGAAAGAAGUGCGACAGGUCACACCCAUGUGGCAACUGCACUAAGCGCGAGGGAGCCGGCACCCUCUCGUGCUCAUAUGCCACCCCCGUAUCCCGCAGGAAGAACCAGGGCCAAGGGGAACCGACUCCUGAUGAUAUGCAGAACCGCAUCAACCGGCUGGAGGGAUUAGUCCUCUCCUUGAUGCACGGGGGUGCCAACAUCGACGCAUCAUCGUUGCCUGGUGGCUCUUCCACAUCGUCUGGCGGCGCUGCCUCAAACGGCUCGCCUUCUACUGCGGACAGCAGCUCCUUACGAGCCAAAGCCGAAGGCCACGAUGAUGACGGCGAAGUGCAGGGGGACGAUGAAAGCGAUGUUGACGACGGACUUGCGAAAUCCUUAGGAGUCUUGAAGAUGGAUCCGGCUCGGUCAAAGCACGUGUAUCUCGGGGAGGAACACUGGCACACCAUUCUGCUUGACAUAGCCGAGGUCAAGAACUAUUUCGCGAGCCAUAAAAAGGAUCUAGAGACCAGCUACGAGAGAAUCAAGCUGGCAAAACCCCCGACAGCCAAGCAGCCGCCCACCCUGCUAAUGGGUGCCACACCGGCAACCGAGGUCGAACUCCGGGCAGAGUUGCCACCCAAGUCGAAGAUCAUAGCGUUAUGCUCGAGGUACUUUAGCUCGAUGGAUAACGCUGUCAACAUCCUCCACGCUCCAACGUUUUGGCAACAGCUUCGAGACCACUGGCAAGAUCCAUCAAAGACGUCAAUCAUGUGGUUGGCGUUGCUGUAUGCGGUCAUGUGCCUGGCUCUGAUAAGUUACCACAAGGUUGGAGAUGAGCCCCCUGAGUGGAAGGGCCGGGCGCUUGAGCUGGCAGAUGAGUAUCGGUUAAGGACGGUUCAGUGUUUGGUCGCGGGGGACUAUACCAAACCGACACAGCAUACGGUGGAGGCCAUGAUGCUGUAUGGUUUCUGCGAGUAUUCCUCUCGAUGGGAUGCCGACUUGAGCUUGUGGAUCAUCAGUGCUAUGGUGGUACGGGUCGCCCUACGGAUGGGCUAUCACCGUGACGGCAAGUGGUUUUCCACCCUCACACCCUUUGAAGCGGAGAUGAGACGCAGGACCUGGGCUUUGGUGAGAAUGAUGGAUAUCAUUCUCUCGCAUCAGGUAUCGCUCCCGAGCAUGAUAUCCGAGCACGACUGCGACACCGAGCUACCCCACAACAUUUACGACGAAGAGUUCGGUCCGGAUACGAAAGUGCUCCCGCCUUCGAGACCUAACACUGAGCCCACACCUGUCAGCUAUAUGGUCCAGAAGGUCAAACUGUGUGAUCUGCUCGGCACCAUCCUGCAGGCUACGGGCCGGGUCAAGAGCCCGGUCCAUUAUGACGAGAUUCUCCGAUUCGAUGCCAAGUUGCGCGACUUCAAGGCUGGACUUCCGCCUCACCUACGGAUGCAGCCGCUCGAAGGCUGCGACGCUCCGCUGACGUUGAUCAUGGCCAGGUUCCACCUAGAAAUUCUCUACCUCAAAAUCAUGUGCCUGCUCCACAGGAAGUACAUGCCACGAGCGAGGCACAACCCCCGAUAUGCCCACUCGCGUCGGAGUGCCAUCGAAGCGUCGUUAGAGACUCUGCGAAUUUUGGCGACGCUCCACCGGGAAUCGCAGCCCGGCGGGCUUCUCCAUCCAGUCAAGUGGUUCUUCACAUCAGUUGCGACGAAGGACUUCCUCCUCCCCGCCAUGGUCAUCGUACUUGAUCUGCACUUUGACAACGCGGGCCAGGGGCCGGCGGGACAGCAGGACGCCCAAAGCUUGUACUUCUGGUCCAGAGAGCAGCGCCAGGAAAUGAUCGACAGGCUCGAGCUGACGAGGGAUAUCUGGAAGGAAUUGUCCGAUACCUCAGUCGACGCGUUUAAAGCGUCCAAUAUCCUUGAUAUCAUGCUCAACAAAAUCAAACGCCUUGGAGGUGCGGACGGGCCUGCGAGCCCGAUGGGGUUAUCAUCCAGCUCGGGGCCGCUUAGGACUGGCGACUCGGGUGACCUGCUACCGGGGCAGCUCGAGGCCACGACGCGAGGCAUGCUUUCCGGUGGGUCGGGGCCAGGACUGGCAAACACAUUCAGCGGGGCUCAGUCCUCCGUGAACAAAUCGUACGGAGACCUUAACUUGGGCCUGAACGGAGCGAAUGCGGGCGGGGGGGCUGAAAACGGCCCGAGCACAAGUAUGGGGAUGGGAAGUGCCGCCCCAACAAACUUCUCCAACCCCAUGCUCGGCUUUGACAGCGCGCAUUCACCACUGACCAUGUUUGAUAACAUGGCGAAUAAUAACCUGGAUUUUUCGACCAAUUUCGAUUGGGAAUCGUUUGAGAACUUUACUCAGAGCGUAAAUUGGGGCGGCGAGUCCCUGCAAUUCUUUCCUGGAAACCCCGAGUUCUCGCAGCAACAAGCGCCACAGGAUGGUGCUCAAUUUCCAUAUGGCUUGGAUUUGACGGGGUCGAGCUGAAGUGCCAUCGUCUGAUGGACGGGGCUUGAAAAAGGAAGUUUACAUACUGGGUAAUCGGGCAUAGGGUUGUGUGGGUGGUACCCGAGGGAAACGAUGGGGGUGGU
Molecule: messenger RNA, 2933 nt
Organism: Thermothelomyces thermophilus ATCC 42464
Lineage: Eukaryota; Fungi; Ascomycota; Sordariomycetes; Sordariales; Chaetomiaceae
Exons: 4
Coding region: 244-2829 (861 amino acids)
Biological process (GO): regulation of DNA-templated transcription; DNA-templated transcription
Cellular component (GO): nucleus
Molecular function (GO): zinc ion binding; DNA-binding transcription factor activity, RNA polymerase II-specific; DNA binding
Source: RefSeq, a predicted model, not a curated record